GUGUUCAUCCUCCAAACAAAGAUCGCCAUCGUUUUUUUGUUUUUGAUCGGUGAUGGGAUUCCUGCAGGAGCGACCUGCCGCCUAACGUUAACCCUAAGGCAAACUGCCAUAACAGUAUGCAACUUGGAAAAGAACAGCUCUUCAAAAAUCAGGAUGGACACUAAAGCUGAGAUGCCUAUUCUGAGAACUCACUAACAUUUGGAAGAUAAACUUUGAAUAGUUAGAGGAUUUUAUUACACAGCUGUUUUUUUUGACAUAUGGAUACUCCAGGAAAAGUAAUGGAGACAGAAGAAAGGGAGGAUGUUUCACAAAAACCCAAAGCGAAUAAAAAGGCAAAGACGGAGGAGGAUGUGCCCUCUGGCCACACCUGUGGGGUGUGUGGACGCAGCUUUCCUCUUCUCAGCUCUCUGUCGCAGCACAUGAGAAGACACACACGGGAGAAGCCGUACAAGUGUCCCUACUGUGAGCACAAGACGGCUCAGAAGGGCAGCCUGAAGGCCCACAUUCGAAGCCAUAAACUUGGCCUGUUCAGCCAUAAACUCACUGUUGAAAAAGAGGGGGAUGGAGAUCAGGAAGUGAAAGCCGAGACACCCGAUCCUCCUGAGAUUAUCAGCACAUCAGACAAAGCUCCCAAUGUCAAUGGGAAAGUAAAGAAGAAAGGAACCAAGAAAAAAGUAAAGGCUAAGACUGGCGUUGAGGUCGGUGAUGGGGAUGAUGACGGGUCCCGUACCUGCACCAUCUGUGGCCAGACCUUCCCUCAGAUACUCCUCCUCAAAUCCCACAUGAAAAGGCACCGCAGCGCUCAGGAUCACGGUUGCCGGAUUUGUGGACGCCGUUUCCGCCAAGCAUGGUUCCUCCAAAGUCACAUGCGCAUUCACCGGGUCAAAGACCAGCUAAGUGGCGGGAAAAGUAACGAGCUGCCUGCCACCAUCAAUGGAGUUCCUCAGGACCUAGCAUCGCUGACGAAUGAAGAGUGCCUCUAUGAGCUCUGUGCAGGCUGUGGUAACUUCUUCGUUGACCGCAAGACAUUAAGAAUACAUGAAAAGCUACAUAAGCCCAACCACAACCGCUCCCAGACACAAAAUCCUCCACAGGAAGAAGUUGAAACCUCUGAGCCGGACACCGCUAAGAGGCAUUUUAUGGAAAGCCUGAACCUCACAUGUGCAGGACCAAAGGAAACGUCUGAGGAAAAGAGCCUGGGCAGUCGACUUCCUGAGCUGGAUCCAGUUUGUAGUUACCAAGCGUGGCAGUUGGCCACAAGGGGACGACUAGUGGAGUCCACGGAUAAAUCUCUGGGAUGGCAGGAGAGGCUUGCAGCUGCUGAGGUGGCAUAUGACACAGAAAAAGGAGAGUAUGUACCACGGAAACAAGAGAAGAAGAGGAAGCAAAUCGACAACUCCAGCACCAACACGAAGAAGAUAAAGGGUGAGACAGGCCUUGAUCACACGCCAAACAGCUUGGCUCACACUAAAGGUGGUGACAAGAGGAUUUUGCAGAAAGACCGUAUUCUGUUGAACGGACUGGGUCACGCGUUUUACGAGGCGCUGCAGACUAAGAAAGUAAAAGAUGUUCACCUCACACAUAAACAGACCAACAGCACCAGGAGCCAAGACCAUGAGGAUAAUAAGACGUACUUCUGCGAGCACUGUGAUUUCCACACUGCCGACACCUCACUUCUCAGGUCUCACGUGCACAUGCAGCACCAGGACUUCCCGGGUCCCUACAGCAAACACAGCACCAUUUUGGACAACAUUACCCAGAGUGGUUCCAAAGCCUCAAGAUACAUGGACUACCUCAGAAACAGGAGUGUGCUGCUCAGUCAGCCAUACUGGAAUCCUUACACAUGUCCGCCCGCCCCGUUGUCAGCAGAGUCCAAUAUUAAAACAGAAAAGUCAAACAGUACUAAAGUCAAAGGAAAGGGGAAUGCCUCUAAUGAUGCUGGAAGUCUCCUUAAUCUGUCUUCAUUACCCAUAAGUGAAGGGGAUGGCAUCGUAGAUUAUCCGAUAAAGACGGAGGGCCUUGUGAGACAUCAGUGCCCGUACUGCUCCCACACCACCAAUUACCCAGAAGUCCUGUGGAUCCACCAGCGAGUCGCACACAGGGUGGAUAACAGCAGCUCCAUGGCACCCAAGUGGGCUCCCUGCAGUAACAUCCCCAAGAGUUUGAAGACAGGCACUUCCCAGUGGAGACGCACAGGGGCUCCACCGUUCCUCGAAGGCAAGGACUGUCCUGCUUUACCUGCUCCGAGAACUCAGCGCACACAAGCUCCAGGUUUGACAGCCAAUAGCAGCAGCAGUAGCAGCAGCAAGCACUCAGCACCCAAAACCCAAUCAGGCGUCCCAAAGUCCAAGCAUCAGUCUAAGGACUCUGCAAAUGGGACACAGCCUAGUGGGAGGGCAGGACUCUUACCUCAAAAGAAGUCAGGUGAACAUAAGCGGGCAGAGAAGGGGGGAAGUAAGAGCUCCAGCAGCCAAGCUACUUCCUCUAGCAGCACUGGAAAGAGCGCCCCAAGUGUCCAUCCGACCAGCAGCCCCAAACACAGAAGCCACAGAGCAGCAGUGGAAGGAAACUUCCCACAGGAGGGUCUGGGUUUCAUGUUGGCCAGAAAUCAUGGCGGGAAUUCAUCCACUGCAGAAAGACCCCUUCCUCGCAGGCAGUCAUGUGACUCGUCUUCAGGUCCAAAGGGUCCUGAUCUGUGGGCUGCCAUGAACAUGUGGGGUAACAAAGCUUAUAUAGAACCUCUCCGUUAUGCUCAGGUAAAGAAUGAAUCAACAGGGGAAAGGCCAAUGGACAUUGAUAUUUUGAGUCUCCUGAAAAACUACAGUCCCCACGAACUGGCUGCUCUCUACCAGAACUGGGGGUUUGUUGACCCCAGGAUUGAUCCACAAGCAAUGUUGCAGUUAAAUGGGAAUUAUGGAAAAGAAGUCCACUCCGCAUCUGAAGCUCCCAAACAAGUGAACAGCCGCUCCACUUCCUCCUCAGGGUCUCUCCAUAAAGGAACGUGAGGAUCCAUCGUGUUCCCGUCGGCUCCCAGCCCGCACGAUGCUGCUGAACAAAGAGGCCUGCUGUUUUUAGAGGAACCAGCCAUAACUCCGAAAAGGACCGAGGCACUGGAUAAUGCACAAUAUAUGCAAAACAUUGAAGUGGACUAUCAUUCUGUAAUACGGUUCUUUAAUUUGAAGUGUUACCCAUGUUUCUUUUCUUUGUUAAGAGUGUAUAUAUGUUAGUUACCAAAACAAACAUGAAGAUAUGUUCGAUGAAAAUGAGGUAAAACUGUUAGAGCUUUUUGUCAAAUAAGCACUUGUGAAGCUACACUUCCUAAAAAGGUAAAGAGGACAUUCUAUUGGCUAAAGAACCACAGAUAUCGGCUGGGUUUGAGUAAAAACAAUGAAAACACCAAAUGUUAAAUACCAGGGUGCCACUAUAACAUUCAAAAGUACUUUAAAACAUGUGAGCUGUGACCUGGACAUUUGAUUUACAUCACUUUUACCUCUCUUUAUAUGUUUCAGUUUUUUUUUUUUAAAGGAGUCUGUAAAAUGUCUGUUUUUGGUUUAGAGUUAGAACUGUAUUUGUCUCAACAUUCAGAAUAUAGAGCGGGGCACGUACAUAUAAUUUGCUGCUUAUGUAACUUCUUCAAUCCCUUAUUCACUUCCUGAUCUGAGAGUAGACAGUUGCCAAGCAUCAAUAUGCUAUGAAAGGUUUAUUGCUGGUAAAGUCAUUAUCCCACUGUAAGGCACUAUUUGGUGCUUUUAUUAGAGCUAAAUCAAGCUUUAGCUUAACACCCCACACACAAUGAGUGACCAAGGUAACCAGUCAACAGCUGCAGAUUAUACCACUUUUUAAAAAAACAUCAAGAACUAGGUCAGUGUUGACUCUUUCCAGACAUCACGGUCGAUAUCAACCAACAUAUAUCAAAUUCAUAGCAAACCCAUAGCUAAUAUCAAGCCUCAGGUGCAGAACGAUCAAUUUCAAUGAAUGUGAAAAAAACAGAAAUACAACACAAUUGAAACCAUCGGCAUAACAUUUCUGUCAAACUUUAAAUGACAAUAGUUCAGAUGAACAAUGACAUGUGGUGUCCUGCUUUCUGAUUCUUAGUUUGACAUUUUUACAGGCUUUAAUUUAUCAUUUUUGUUCCUCCUAUCGGGAAGAUAGUGUUAACAUCUGCACUUGUUUCACAUUGUGCUCGUGAUGUAGCAAUUUAAUGCUGUGAUUUUUAGAAGUAGGAACUGGCAGACUUACAUCUGCCAGUCGAACUACUGAAGAGACUGAAACACGUUUUUUUUUCUCGACUUGUGAACUUCACCUCAUUCUCAAAAUAGUUUUCUUGUGUUUUGUUUGCAGAUAUGUUUAGUAUGUUCAUAUUUUAGUUUGAGUCAGUGUAUUCUUCUCACAUAGAGAAAUAGUCUAUGCAUUUGAAACAAAAAGCCAUCAAUUUAUGGAUUCUUGGGAGACCUUGAGAAUACAUCAUUUAUUAUUGACUUUGAUCUGUGUGGAAAACUGUUUUUUGAUGGAUGUUGUAAAUGAUUGUUUUAUUUAAAUGGUGUUUUUGUUGACUAAGAGUGGACUUGUAUCACUCCGAAGUACUUCAUAUUUGUAGUAAUAAGAGAAAAUGAAAAAAUAAAGAGUUUGAAUAAUUCCUUGACACACUUAAGGUCAGUGAGGAGUGACGCUCCAGCAGGGGGCGUUGUUGAGCGAUGUUCAGUGAGCGGUUUUUUAUGCAAGCCUGAACUUUGAUGCAAACCUACAGCCUAAAUGUGAGCUAGUUAAUUUGUGACUACAGUAUAUAAACAUGUUUCAUAGUUAAUUAUGUUGGUAUCAGAAUCUCUAUUUUCACCAGUUCCGCAUUUUGUCUGACUGUUCGAAUAUGCAAAUAAAGUUGGUCAAUGUAGAUUUA
Notothenia coriiceps (black rockcod) is the source of this 4894-nucleotide messenger RNA. Its product is annotated as zinc finger protein 516-like. Gene Ontology annotation, cellular component: nucleus. Bases 258 to 3005 code for a protein of 915 amino acids. Gene Ontology annotation, molecular function: DNA-binding transcription factor activity, RNA polymerase II-specific; RNA polymerase II cis-regulatory region sequence-specific DNA binding. The record is from RefSeq and is a predicted model, not a curated record. The transcript has 5 exons. NCBI's taxonomy places the organism in Eukaryota, Metazoa, Chordata, Actinopteri, Perciformes, Nototheniidae. Gene Ontology annotation, biological process: regulation of DNA-templated transcription.